Molecule: messenger RNA, 1959 nt
Organism: Drosophila mauritiana
Lineage: Eukaryota; Metazoa; Arthropoda; Insecta; Diptera; Drosophilidae
Gene: Pen
Product: importin subunit alpha
Exons: 5
Coding region: 304-1872 (522 amino acids)
Biological process (GO): NLS-bearing protein import into nucleus
Cellular component (GO): nucleus; cytoplasm
Molecular function (GO): protein binding; nuclear import signal receptor activity
Source: RefSeq, a predicted model, not a curated record
UUGCUUUUCAAAUCAAACGGUAAAUUCUGGCGGCGCCAAGUAGGCAUUGACUCCAAUUUCGCAUCGAUUACGAGACUGUCUACGUUUGUCUACAGUUUCACCAGCUCAUUCAGCGUGCUAACACGCUCGACAAAUUCUCGUGCUCGCCUUUCGUUAGGGGGCGAUCAAAAUUUUUGAAAAAUUUAGUGAAGUGAAUUUCCAUCCAAAAAAACCAGCACACGCAUACAAAAGGGCAAAGUUUUACAUAUUUCAUCGCAGCAGCAACACCUAAACUUUUAAAGGAAAAACAAAAACUCGACAAAAAUGAGUAAGGCGGAUUCUAACUCACGACAGGGCUCCUACAAGGCCAACAGCAUUAACACGCAGGACUCGCGCAUGCGCCGCCAUGAGGUGACCAUCGAGCUGCGCAAGUCCAAGAAGGAGGACCAGAUGUUCAAGCGGCGCAACAUCAACGACGAGGAUCUAACGUCGCCGCUCAAAGAGCUCAAUGGCCAGUCGCCGGUGCAGCUGUCCGUGGACGAGAUAGUGGCGGCCAUGAACAGCGAGGAUCAGGAGCGCCAGUUCCUGGGCAUGCAGUCUGCCCGCAAGAUGCUCAGUCGGGAGCGCAAUCCACCCAUCGACCUGAUGAUCGGCCAUGGCAUUGUGCCCAUUUGCAUACGCUUCCUGCAGAAUACCAACAACUCAAUGCUGCAGUUCGAGGCCGCCUGGGCGCUUACCAACAUCGCCUCUGGCACCUCCGACCAAACGCGCUGCGUUAUCGAACACAAUGCUGUGCCGCAUUUCGUGGCUCUGCUCCAGUCCAAGUCCAUCAACCUGGCCGAGCAGGCAGUCUGGGCUCUGGGCAACAUUGCCGGCGACGGAGCCGCCGCUCGCGACAUUGUCAUCCACCACAACGUAAUUGACGGAAUCUUGCCACUGAUCAACAAUGAGACACCGCUCUCUUUUCUGCGUAACAUCGUCUGGCUGAUGUCCAACCUGUGCAGGAAUAAGAAUCCAUCGCCGCCAUUCGAGCAGGUGAAGCGGCUGUUGCCCGUUCUUUCGCAACUUCUGCUUAGUCAGGACAUCCAGGUGCUGGCCGAUGCCUGCUGGGCUUUGUCCUACGUCACGGACGACGAUAACACCAAGAUUCAGGCUGUGGUCGACUCCGACGCAGUGCCGCGCCUGGUCAAACUGCUGCAAAUGGAUGAGCCGAGCAUUAUUGUGCCCGCCCUGCGCAGCGUUGGUAACAUUGUGACUGGCACAGAUCAACAGACUGACGUUGUAAUUGCAUCUGGAGGUUUACCUAGGCUGGGACUUCUUCUACAACACAACAAAAGCAACAUUGUGAAGGAGGCUGCCUGGACGGUCAGCAACAUCACGGCAGGUAACCAGAAGCAGAUCCAGGCUGUGAUUCAGGCCGGCAUUUUCCAGCAGCUGCGCACCGUGCUGGAGAAGGGUGAUUUCAAGGCACAAAAAGAGGCUGCCUGGGCGGUAACAAACACCACGACCUCUGGCACUCCCGAACAGAUCGUGGAUCUAAUUGAGAAGUACAAAAUAUUGAAGCCUUUUAUCGAUUUGCUGGACGCAAAGGAUCCGCGUACCAUCAAGGUGGUGCAGACGGGCCUAUCCAAUCUGUUUGCCCUGGCGGAGAAACUUGGUGGCACCGAGAACCUAUGCUUGAUGGUCGAGGAGAUGGGCGGUCUAGACAAGCUGGAAACUCUGCAGCAGCACGAGAACGAGGAGGUCUACAAGAAGGCCUACGCCAUCAUCGACACUUACUUCAGCAACGCCGACGACGAGGCCGAGCAAGAGCUCGCACCUCAGGAGGUCAACGGAGCCCUCGAGUUCAAUGCCACCCAGCCCAAGGCUCCCGAGGGUGGCUACACGUUCUAGAGUAAUCGCCCACCCCCCCACACAUUCCAAACGCCGUUCACACGCCUUACAAACUACACCUCUACUUGAAACCUUCGACCGCGCUUU